Chaetomium fimeti is the source of this 1569-nucleotide messenger RNA. RefSeq lists its product as uncharacterized. The transcript is spliced from 2 exons. The record is from RefSeq and is a predicted model, not a curated record. Lineage: Eukaryota; Fungi; Ascomycota; Sordariomycetes; Sordariales; Chaetomiaceae. Bases 1 to 1569 code for a protein of 522 amino acids.
AUGGCAAAGUUUGUUAAUGGCCACCGGCCGAGCGCGCCCCGAAUCUCCGAUGACAGGUGGGAGAGCUUGAAGGGGAUACUGCUCGAAAAGAGCCAAAUCAUGACAUUCGGCGAACUCGAGAUCUACAUGGGGCGGGAAUACAACUUCUUUGCAAAGAAGCGACAGUUGGGCCAUCGCAUACGGGGAGUCUGGGGCUUCAGGAAGUACAAACAGGGGUCUUCUAGAAGGCCUCCCGGAGACCCUGUAUCUCGUAACCAGAGUCCACCCCCUCCUGCAGCCGUCCGCGAGCGGCUGGUUCGGGACGUUCCCAAGACAAAGCUUCCACCCAUGCUGGCCACACCGGCCCUCGCCGCGCUCCCGGGCUCCUCUUCUUCCCAACCGGACUCGGAAGACGUCAAGACUCGGUAUCUGUGCCUGGCGGACAUCCUUGUUGCCUUCAGAGACUCACAUCACGCCUUCGACAUCAAUGUUGCGCUAUGGAAGGCCAGUCCUUCAAGCAGCCACACUCUCGCUUGCAUCGGUACGGCUCAACAUGAGACACAGCUCAUAAUGGAUACUCGGGAGAUGGCAAGGCGUGAUGCUGAGCCGUUCCUCAUGGACGGACGGUCCCCGUCCUGGGCUACGACGUUCAUGGAUCUUCUCAAUGCUCACACAUAUGUCUGGGGCACUGGAAAGGAAAACGGACUCGGCCAGAUUGCGAGAAUCUUCAGCGACAUUAUCGGGGAUGGGGUCGUCGAUGGUCGCGAGCAGGACUGCCUCGUCGAACUGGCCCCGCGGGGGCCACAUCUAGACGUUCCAGCGUAUACUCUCCUCCGCGCCGCCCUGGAGUGGUAUAACUCCGAGUCUCAGGAUGAUCGGAUCGAUGCCCCUUCCGUUCUAGGCCAGUUUAUCGCCCAGCACCUGUCAGCCAGGCGUGGACCAGAGCAGAUGGAGGCCGGCUCAAACCACGACAUCAACUGCCUUCCCUUGUGCCUGGAGUGGUGCAGAGUUAUCUUGGGUAGCAACCCCGACAUUCUCCCCGAGAUCCGUGGCACCGACGGCGACAUCGUCACCGAAACCUUCGCCGUUCUGUGUCUCCUCUGGCGUCCCUUGUUAGGCAACGGUCCGCCUUCCUACAGAGCCGUCGCACACAGAAAUACCACAGCGUCCUUAAAUUGGGCAAGCACCGCCGAACAACAACUCGGCAUUCGGCCCACUCAACUCCUGUGCACAGUAGUCUGCAUGAUCAUGGCCGCCGCCAUACAACAGCAGAAUGUGCACGCUAGACAAUCGCUCCCGGAAAGGGCCCUGGCCGGCGCCAACGCCCUCAGCGCCCUAGGACUCGAGGCCUUGCUUCACCGUUUUCUCAACCAAACCUGCGCCGAUAACUGGCGUCUGAAACUCCAAACGGAUGCGGAGCGGGGCUUCCCUAUCUGGAGAUAUAGUGUGGAUGCCCAGAACAUGGAGCCUUUCCGUAGGUUUGCCGCGGAGUCUCUGGGGAUUUACGACUUCCCUACGCUCGAGAACGGAUCGUGUGUCUUGGACGAGCUCGCCUUGGCGGGCCCGGAGUUUUCUGAGGAUGGUUUCUGA